Molecule: messenger RNA, 834 nt
Organism: Ilyonectria robusta
Lineage: Eukaryota; Fungi; Ascomycota; Sordariomycetes; Hypocreales; Nectriaceae
Exons: 2
Coding region: 1-834 (277 amino acids)
Source: RefSeq, a predicted model, not a curated record
AUGGGCGACAACAAUUCUACUGGCUUGAACGGUUCGCUUCUGGAUCAAGUCAGCCCACUAUUCAUAGCAACGAACUUCAAUAACUACGCCGAGUUUGCCAUCACGGCACAUGGCGGCUCUGAGCCAAAUAGCUGGUUGUCCCUCGAGAUGAUCCACAACUACAUACACAAUUUGGUUGGAGGCGUAGGAUGGCCCUUGGACCCCUCUCAAGCAACCGGUAGUGGUGAAGCACAAUGUUCCCAUGGCCAUAUGGUUGAUCUUGGCACCGCUGCCUUUGACCCCAUUUCUGGCUGCAUCACUGCAACGUUGAUCGAUAACCUCUAUCCAUGCCAUACUGAUAGCAAAUUCACGAACUACGCCUCUGACAUGGUCCAAGAUUGGACGACACUUGAAUAUACCUACCCUAAUCUCGCGCCUGAAACGGACUCUAACGCUGGCACAGCCUCUCCCGAGCUUAUUAAGAAGCGCCUCACGGGAAAAUAUAGAAUCAUUCGAAAAGUGCUUACCAAAGUUGGCUCCGAACAGAACAUUGAGGGCCUUGACAAUAACUACGUAAUCAACAUCAGCUACAAUAGAUUCGCCUUGAACGGAAGUAGUUACACCAUUCAUUUCUUCUUUGGCAAAGAAGGUGACAUACCCAAUUCUCCAACGGAUCACAAGCUAAGCCCUGAUCAUGUGGGCAGCAUCCAUACAUUCUCUGCCAACUACUGGACUCGCGGCAAUAAGAACGGCAUCAAGUGUGGCAACUGCCAGAAGCAACAAAAAACUCACCAGCUGUCGAAGGGUCAGGUCUCGGUCACACUUCAGCUCAAGGAUGAGACACGGGGCUGUUAA